Frankliniella occidentalis (western flower thrips) is the source of this 498-nucleotide messenger RNA. Its product is annotated as leucine-rich repeat-containing protein 58-like. Lineage: Eukaryota; Metazoa; Arthropoda; Insecta; Thysanoptera; Thripidae. Gene Ontology annotation, molecular function: protein binding. The coding region runs from base 1 to 498 and encodes 165 amino acids. The transcript has a single exon. The record is from RefSeq and is a predicted model, not a curated record.
AUGGAGGGAUUCACCACGUCGGACAGCGACAGCUGCGACAGCGAGCAGCACGCCCUCAAGACACUGGACCUGUCAAGAGCCGGCUUGGGUGCGGAGGAGGUCGACAGACACCUACAGGGCUGCGUGCGGGACGAGCCGAAGCGGGCGGAGAAUGUCGAGAACCUCAUCCUGAGUGAGAACCGGCUGCUCGCCGUGCCUGCGUGCGUGAAGAGCUUUGACAACCUGAGGGUCCUGGAUGUGAGUGGCAACCGCCUGAAGCGGCUGCCCGAGUACCUGGCCAGGUGUCACCUCACAUCGCUGAUCGCGCGCAACAACGGGCUGAGGAACGACGCGCUGCCCAAGUCCUUCAGCACCAGCAUCAAGGAGCUGAACCUGUCCGGCAACGACCUCACAGACUUCCCGCCGCAGGUUCUCGACAUGCCGAGCCUCAAGUACCUCUACCUGGGAGGCAACAAGAUCGAGAGCAUCCCGGACGACGUGAUCCGAGUGAGCGGGUGA